CUAGUGGCCUCGUGGGAAUUGCUAAAAAACAAACCCCCGUCCUGGUUCGGUCUCCAUUCCGCCCAAAACUGACGAGACCGCAACAAGGUCCCGUCUGCAUGUUCCUCGACCGGCAUCUCCCCAGAAUCCAUCCUAUUGGGGACCUUGUGGAGACGGUUCCGAAUCAGGCUGCUUCUGCCGGAAACUGCCUCCUCUUAAAAUCCAGCACCAUGGCAGCUGCGUCGUCGCACAACAACAAUAACAAGCCAACAUGCCCUCGAUCCCCCGUUGACCCGUCCACUGACACUCCAUCAUACGACGAGUCACCCGUCUCGUCGGCUACCUCUGCGAAGCCGCAUGCGCCGCAGCAACAGUAUCUUGGCGGCCUGACUACUGUACCAAGGACGACCCCGGCUUCAUCGGUUCCGGCUUCAGCACCUCAUCCUCCUUCACCACGAUCGCUACCGCAGCCACCACACCCACCGAGGAUCUCCAUUCUAGCAUCAUCUUCGACCGAGAGCCUUCUCAACCACCAGCCUUCUCACCAGAACUCAUUCCGCUCAUACACGCCUGCCACAGCAACGCCCUUCACCAUGGGAGGCCGAGACUCCCUCCCGUCCAACGACUCAGUGUCUGGUACGCCGGGCCCUUCGUCCGGUCACCAGUUGCCCUCAUCCAGUUCACAAGCCCAAAAACGGGCAUAUCGCCAGAGGAGGAAAGACCCAAGUUGCGACGCCUGCCGAGAGAGAAAGGUCAAGUGCGACGCAACCGACACAACCAGCUGUUCCGAAUGCUCGAGCCGAAAUGUCAAGUGCCAAUUCACCAAGGAAACGAACCGGCGAAUGUCUUCCAUCAAGCAGGUGCAGGAUCUCGAGAAGACGCUGGAUAAGCUCAAGCGGGAGAACCUAAACCUGAAGCGAGCUUUGGAGACCCAGGGCCACGGUGUUCAUGGCCAUGCUAGUCAUGGCCUAGGCCGUGGACAACCUCACAUGCCCAUGGACCGCAUGGACAUUGACAGCGGUCCCGUUGGUGGCAUGGGCAUUGAGCAGCUGCUUGCCCUUCUCCUUCCCGAAAUAGGCGCCGAACCGAAGCCGAAGAAGAGACCUGUCCCGAUUCCUGCGCUCGCGCAAGCCCGGUCAAACAUCCGAAUUCCCGCAAAAGGAGUGUGGAAGCCGCCAGCGCAAUACCGACACUCGCCAGCUGGUCCAUCCAUGUUUGACUACACACCGAGGCCCGAGCUGCCCUCGCAACAGACAACGGACCACCUGAUGCGCUGCUAUUAUUCGUCCGCUCAUACCAUGACGCCCAUUAUACACUGGCCCACCUUCCGGCAAGAGGUUGAUAACUUGUACAGGCCAGGGGGACUAUCACAGCAUGCGCCUACGUCGUUUCUGGCCAUGUUCUACGCCGUUCUGGCUGUAGGCGCUCUGUUUUCGUCAGAUCCGCACCGUUCUUACCGGGCAGCCGAAUGGAUCGAGGCCUCUAGGAAGCUUAUUGACCCUUGGGGUAACGACUUUGUGCUGGACCAUGCUCGAUCAUUGGUUCUCAUCAGCAUUGCCCUCAAUGAGCUCAACCUGAAGUCCGCGGCAUGGAACUGGCUCGGGAACGCAGUCAAGGUGGCCCAGGACAUUGGCUUACACUCGGAUAUGGGUUCGUGGCCGUUGAUUGAGAAAGAAAUGCGGAAGCGUACCUGGUGGUCCAUCUACAUUCUGGACCGCAGUCUAAGCCUCGAGCUUGGGCGACCCAUGUUGAUCGACGAUGUCGACUGCGACGUGCCACUCCCGAUGGGCGUAGACGACCACUUCAUACGCGACAACGGAAUGGUUGUUCCCAACGGCGCCGAACCCCUUACUCACUCGCUGCUCGCCAUCACACACGUUGUGCGAUCAUACACUGCCCUCGGCCGACUGCUUUCUUCGUCCGGAAAUGAAGGACCGAUGCUUCACAACCGAAACGAGUUUAUGAGUCCAGCAAUCCCGCCUGCCUGGCUCGCGACCUUCGAUCAAUAUUUCGCGUCAUGCCUACGUACCUUCCCUCCGGCCUGCGACCCUUCUUCUGGCUCCCCACUCGCCCCAGUACUGCUCAACCCGCUGAUCUACCUCCUACAUGCGCGACUCCUGCUUCAUCGCCAGAACCUCUCUCCGCAAUGCCCACCCGAAGCCCGCCUCCUGGCUGUGGAGCAGUGCACAAACAUCGCAUUAGAGACGGCUGCUUACCUGAAGCGCAUGACACCUACCCUUCCCGAGGGAGCCACAGCGCUCACGACCAUGCACAUCUUCCGGUGUGCCUUGUUCCUCCUGCUCAUCGGCCACUUGGACCAAGCUCUCGUGUGCAUACGGGAGCUGGCAACGAUCAACACGAACAGGGAGGUUGCCGUUCCCUGUGGACGUUACCUCUUGUUCUUCGUCGGCGUUGUGGGACAAAAGAGGAGCGAGUAUCUCCAGAGGAUCAUGAUGACUGGGAGCCCAGAACCGGCGCCAGUGAGGUUGAGAAAUGCUCUGGUGAGGGAUGAGGAGCUGAUUGCAUAUGUGAGCGCGGAUUUGCAGGCGCGGCCCGAUACGGCGUGGAUCUGGGCUGGCGGAGAGCAGGACCAUGCGGCUGCUGCAGCUGCGGCGGCGGCGGCUGGACGUGCAGUAGGGAGCACCAGCGGCUCAAGCCCCGGAGGAGCAAACGGAUUGGGAACUCUUUUCAGCGAGGAAGCCAAGAUGGGAUUGUCGAAGGAGGAAAUUAACGAGUGGAACGUCAACAAGGGCUGGACGAGACUGGACGAAAUGGUGCGCGGAUUGGCCCAUCCGCUUGCGGUACCGUUAGCACAGGCACCGAUGGUGCCAUCGACUUCAAGCCAAACACCGACUUCAGCGACCAGACCUACGCAUUCGUUGGCCUCGACGCCUACAUUGGCUACCGCUCCCCAUCCCUCAUACGCACAAGGUCCGCCUCCACCAGUAACGGUCCCCGGACCCCCUCCUCCUCCUCCCUUGCACUAUAGCCAUCAUGCACCACCACCACCACCACCACCACCACCCCGGGGACGCCAAAUGCCACCGAUUCAACCCGGACCCGGCCCGCAACAACCGCCCCCGCCAGCAAGUUGGGGCCAUCCCCCGAGCGGCCCGACCCUUCCUCCCCCGCAACAGUCCCGAUCUCCAUAUAUCCCCCAGCAUGUUCACCACCCCCAGGGUCCUCCACCGCCAGCACAACCCCCAACGCUCCCUAGCAUCUCACCAGCCGGUACUCCCCGUAUUAAGAGCGAACCCGGACUACCAUCCCUACCACCCCUUGGAGCCCUUGGAGGAGACAGAGAUGACAAGCGACCUAUCGGCUUGGGGAUUGGACCAGCCAGUGCCAUUAGCCCCUCCAACAGGGCAGCGGUGCUUCAGAGCAGCGGAGGCGGUGGACAUGGAGCGGGUAGUCCAACGAUGAGUGCCAGCCGCAGCCCAACUAGUGCGACGACGCCGACGACGAUGAUGCCGAACGGAACCUCGAACCCGAACGGUGGGAAGGAGAAUGCGAACGGAAAUGGAGCGGCGGGCUCGAAACCGCCGACGGUAAAGAGUCAGAGUCAGGAGAGGAUCAGCAUUGCCAAUAUUAUUUAGGGUAAUAAUGUGAG
Neurospora tetraspora is the source of this 3589-nucleotide messenger RNA. RefSeq names its product fungal-specific transcription factor domain-containing protein. The record is from RefSeq and is a predicted model, not a curated record. Lineage: Eukaryota; Fungi; Ascomycota; Sordariomycetes; Sordariales; Sordariaceae. The transcript has a single exon. Bases 99 to 3575 code for a protein of 1158 amino acids. Gene Ontology annotation, cellular component: nucleus. Gene Ontology annotation, biological process: DNA-templated transcription; regulation of DNA-templated transcription. Gene Ontology annotation, molecular function: zinc ion binding; DNA binding; DNA-binding transcription factor activity, RNA polymerase II-specific.